GCGGCGGCGACGCCGACGCGUUUCCGUGUGAACGCCACCGCACGGCCGAGCCAAGAUUCCGGUUUGCGCGCACGCCGCCGCUCAUCGCGCAUGCGCCAUGCACUGUCGUGUGCGAGUGUCCUCUCCUUCGGUCGUCGGCGCAGGUAGCGCGAGCAAAGUUGGCCGGCGCUGCUUGUGCGGGUGUUUGGUGUGGUGUGUGCGCGCGAGGGGGGUACCAUGUUGACGCCGUCGUCGAGCCGUGCUUCUCGAGUGACCGUUCGGGCGACCUGCCUACAUCGGUUGUGAUGUACUACGUGUUGUUGGACGUUCGGCUGGGACGACGACGACAAGCCAUCGGAUACCGCGGGGAAUGUUCCGUUUUUUGAGCAAGAGAUGGAGUCGGCAGACCCGGACAGACAAGGGGGGCAGUGCGUCGCCCAAGAAUGUCUUGCCUUGCAAAGUGGUCUUACUGGACGGCACUGACCUUAGCGUCGACGUCCCGAAAAAGGCACUGGGCUCAGCACUUGUGGAACAAGUGUUCUACCAUAUUGACCUGAUUGAGAAAGACUACUUUGGUCUGCAGUUCACCGAUCCUUUUCAUGUGCAGCACUGGCUUGACAUCACAAAACAAGUUAGGAAGCAAGUGAAAAUUGGACCCCCCUACACAUUUCAUCUCAAAGUCAAAUUCUACUCUUCAGAGCCCAACACUUUAAGAGAGGAGUUGACAAGGUAUUUAUUUUUCCUGCAACUCAAGCAGGACAUCCUCACUGGAAGAUUACCGUGCACGUACCAGACUGCGGUGGAGCUCUGCGCUUAUACCCUGCAGUCCGAGUUGGGGGACUAUGACCCCGAAGUCCACACUGCGGAGUUUGUCUCGGAGUUCAGGUUCACUCCUGAGCAAACGGAGGAGAUGGAAGUGGAUAUCCUGUCUGCAUUCAAGGACCUCAAGAGUCAAACCCCUGCACAAGCAGAAAUGAACUUCCUCAGCAAGGUGAAGUGGCUCGAGAUGUACGGCGUGGACAUGCACACCGUGUUGGGCAAAGACGGCCAGGACUACUCCCUUGGCCUGACGCCAACGGGCAUUCUAGUCUUCGAGAAGUCUAUCAAGAUUGGACUUUUCUUCUGGCCCAAGAUCACUCGCCUCGACUUCAAGAGCAAGAAACUCACCCUCGUGGUUGUCGAAGACGACGACGACGGGCAAGAACAAGAACACACGUUUGUGUUUCGGCUGUACAACCCCAAGGCAGCCAAGCACCUAUGGAAGUGUGCCGUGGAGCACCAUGCUUUCUUUCGACUCAGGGAGCCCGCACGUCCCCCCGGCACCAGGCAAAACUUCUUCCGCAUGGGGUCGCGGUUUAGGUACAGCGGUCACACGGAGUUCCAGGCCACUCAGAAGAACCGGACGCGGCGGACGGUGCAGUUUGAGCGCCGUCCCAGCCAGCGCUACUCUAGGCGCACCAUCCGGGAAAACCGCAGAGACGUCCGGGCUUCGCUUCCCAACGUCAUUGCCUCUGCCACCGCCGUCGGCUCCGACCCCCGUCCCCCGGCCAUCAUAGACAUGCUGCCAGUGGCUCCAACCGCGGUUGCAGCGAGCAACGACUUCCCCAACCCACCCUUGGUUGAAACACUGUCCACAGAAGUUGCACGGACCACCAGCCCAGCGGCAGUUGGCAAUGCUGAGGACAGGUUGGACACCUUGAUCCGCUCCCUAGCCAAGGAGACCAACAGCGCAUCCGACACCCGGAACGAUCUCACGGUCUACAACAGGGUAGAAAUACCGGAGGAGCCGGAGACAGAGGCAGAAGACCUGUCCAAGAGGCUCAAGUCGCUGGACAGCAGCUGCGGCAGCUCCGUCCUGGGGGGCCCCAGCGGCAAGGAGACGUGCUGUGCCUCCGGCCCCGUGACGGUCGUGCCCUGCCUUCCCCAGCCCAUGAAGAACAACCAGACGAAACCCAACAGCGUGCCCAAGCCGAUCCCGCCCGACCAGAUGAAAUGCAACAUCCUCAAGGCCAAGGCGGAGGAGGACAAGCGCAGAGUGCCAAGUUCUGCUGGAGAGAAGGUGCCCCUUCUUCUGUCCGAUGCUGAAGAUAACUCUCCCAUUUCAGAAAAGUUCAAGACUGUCAUCGUUGUCAAUGGGGACUCGAAUGAGUGCUCCAGCCUCAAGACAGCCAUGAACAAGGAGAAAAUAAGAACUUGUGACAUGCUUCCGACAAAGGAUUCUGCAGUCCACAGUGCCAUCAACAAUGGGUAUGGGCCAGACCUGAUCGCAGCCAUUAGCGCAUCCGCCUCCCCUGGCGGCAUCAGCGGGAGUGCCGCGGCGGAAGCCGUCAGCCCCGUCCCCAGCCCGCGCCACAUCAUCCCCGCCCUCAGCCCCCCCCAACCGUCCGAGCUGCUCAUUCAGUUUGACAGCGAGGACGAAGAGGCGGCCCCGGUCGAGGCCCCCGCCGCCGUCGCCGUCGCCACUCCGGAACUUCCCCGUGGGGAGACGCCGGAUCCCCCCUUCCCCACACCCGCUGGCAAAUUGCUGACCCCGCUGGCCCCCCCGGGUGGUGGGGAAAGCCCCAAGAGGGGCACGGAUGGGGUGGUACUCACCGAGACUUCGUUCGCCGGCGCCAACCCUGUGACCCGCUCCCUGUCUUCCGCAACGCCCCAGCGAAGCGUCAACGGCGGUGUGGCGGCCCCGGUGGUGGUGAAGAGGACCAUGUCCAACUGCAACUCGAGCCAGCUCUCGCCUUGGCAUGUAGGCGGUACUGCCGAUGCCGUUGUGACGCCAAAGCGCCAGGUGGAGAGGCGCACUGUCAUGACGACGGAGCUGUGACGGGGUGUUGCUGCACCGGGGUUGCCAGCUGCUUCGAGAAUCAUUCCCCGGCACCUUACGGUUUUUCUCCGCAUUGUGAACGGAAUCGGCCGGUCAUAGAGCGACGAAGAGAUGGUUUUUGUUUUCUUGGGAGACUCGAGACGGUUGUGAUUUUCUGGCUUGGGUUAGCGGCGAGCGCCGUCUGGUGUUGGAUUCAAGUUUGUACACGAAGGUGUUAGUUGGACACUCCGUUCCCUUCGUUCUUCGUCGCCUGUUUCGCAUUUUACGAGAAAGGGGACACGAUGGACGAGGCUUACACUAAAAGAUCCAACAACUGGGCCUGACGCCGCAGACUGGUCGGAAAGCAGGGAGCAGGUUGGCUUGGUGCGGUUGCCACUCGUCAUUCAAGAGUGGGGGAAUUUGUAAAUGAACUUUUUUAUAGUAACCAAGGGUUUUCCACAACGGAUAUCUGUGGGACGCAUCGCUCGUCGCAGUCGACAAGAAGAAACCUAACUGCAUUCCUGCGUUUUUGUCACAACCUUGCAAUCCGUCCGUCGAAGGCACAAAAACAUAAUUUUUACACUUUAGAUUCUCAAGUGCCUCUAGGGACUUCCAAGCCAUUUUUACUAAGGGAGGUUGGUAUUGACCGGACCAGUUGGAGAACUAUUUUUAGCAUUGGAACUGCCUGUCAGAAUGUAGCAUUUGCUGGUGCAAGUUUUCGUUUGUAAUACCCAACAAGACACCUGUUGGCUCUGUUCCGCGAGUGUGCAGAGUUUGCGAUCGGUGUACAGCCUUGUAACAUGCUAGAGUAUAACUGAGGUUUUCAAUGUUUGUGUUUAAUUGAAAUUUCACGCUGCUGUUUUACAUAUUUUAUGUGUACAUUUUAUAUGUGGUAGCUAUGUUUUAGAGGCCUUAUAUUUAGCUUUCCACGCUAUAAAUAUUACUCCCAUCUAUUAGUGUUUGCUGACGGUACUUGACGCAGGCAUCUGUGUGGAGUAAUAAUCAAUGUUUAUCUUGGAGUAAUAGGAUGUGUGUGUGUUUGCUGCUGCACUGUAAUGUUUAUUGGCAUAUAGUUGGUGUGCCCUUGCAAGGGUGCAGCCAGACAGCAGUAGGGGAUGGACUCAGAUUGGGAGGCUUACAGUGGUUGGUUGUAACUCAGCCACAAAAUGCUACAUUUUUUUUAAAGAAACAUUCCAGUGAAUGUAGUUAGUAUGAUGUAAACAAGGGCAAACUACUGUUUUCCAUGUUUCAGAGGUGACUGUGGUUCAUAUCAUGCAGUACUGAAAAAAAAGACACACAAACAGUUUUUUGGACGAAAGAUGAAGGCAAUUUUUCACUGCUUUGAGAGUAUCAGUGCCAUCUUUGACGGUUAGAACUUUUGACGAGGUUUUCACGUCCUCUUGUCAUAUUUUUCCCGUGUGUGCCAGUUUUUAUGUGUGUGUGCGACGGAAAAUAAAUGUGAUCACUAAAACUUA
Ixodes scapularis (black-legged tick) is the source of this 4251-nucleotide messenger RNA. RefSeq names its product band 4.1-like protein 5. Gene Ontology annotation, cellular component: cytoskeleton. The transcript has 17 exons. Lineage: Eukaryota; Metazoa; Arthropoda; Arachnida; Ixodida; Ixodidae. The coding region runs from base 350 to 2797 and encodes 815 amino acids. The record is from RefSeq and is a predicted model, not a curated record.